Amyelois transitella is the source of this 11294-nucleotide messenger RNA. RefSeq lists its product as uncharacterized. The transcript has 12 exons. NCBI's taxonomy places the organism in Eukaryota, Metazoa, Arthropoda, Insecta, Lepidoptera, Pyralidae. Gene Ontology annotation, molecular function: protein binding. The coding region runs from base 227 to 7039 and encodes 2270 amino acids. The record is from RefSeq and is a predicted model, not a curated record.
AAUAUGCAAUGGCCGCCAUCUUCAACUCUUGUGAAUGUUUUGGUCGUAGUUUCGAACUUUGAGGCCUAUUUUGUUUGUGCUAUGCAAUUAUUUGAUGGGAAUACUUUCGCUACAUUGUAGGUGAUAUUAAUUUUUUUGUAAGCAGUCACAUGAAAUAAACUUGGGAGGCCGAGGAGCUCUCCAAAGCGUCAUCUCGGGUUUGACCCAAGAUGAUAGUUUAUACGGUAUGUCAUCUACAUCAGAAUAUGAACCUGCGGCCCGGCAAGAUUACGGGCCGACCACCUCCAGUGAAAAUGUGUUUGAUCAAGUAUUGGAACAAAAACUAACAGAUACUAUGAAUGUACCCAGUAUACGUACUCCUGUCCUUAGGGCUGUGCCCUUAUCUCCUACUGAGGGUGGUACCGAACCAGACUCCACUAACAUUGAGAGUGUUGUCCACUCUGCUCAUAAUAAAGCAGACAAGGAAGUAGAGUAUCAUAUCGCAGAGAAAAUUUGUGAACAAGAUAUGUCAGUGGACUCACUCCCAGGAAUAAUAAGGUUAGAGGAACCUACCAUUGACAAUGAAGGCAACAUUGCAUACCCCAUAAUACAAGAAACUGAAGAUUCAGGUGAUGCUAAUUAUAUUGAUAACUCUGCCACUAUAAUACAAGCCCCUUUGAACACAGCAAUAGUUCAAAAUGUUACUAAACUGCCGCAGAACUUUACAAUCAACGUUGAUGCAGCGGUUGGUAACCUAACAACUAUACAGAAUGUAUCACAAGAUGUUCCUACCAAUCAGACAUUGUGGUUACCAGCAGUUCUUGCUACAAGUGCCACUGCAGAUAAAAGUGAAGAAGAACAGUCACAGGCUGCGGUCUCACAGAUAAUAAUCACUAGUGAAAGCUAUGUAAAUGAUACAAAUCCAACCAGAAGAGCUAAUAUUAUCAAUGAAACCAGUUAUAGACCUAAAAAUUCAAAGGUUCAGAUAUUAAGCAACAUAUCUAUACCAAAAAAUACUACUUAUUCACAACAAUACAUCACUCAGGGUAAAGAAAUAGCACCGGUGUAUGGCACCCAAAGUCAUUUCUAUAAAUGGAGCACAAAUGUAGUGUCACAGAAACAUGUAAAUAACUCAGUGCUUUGUACUAAACCCCCUAAGAGUCAAUCACUGAUUGGUUGCUCUGUUUCGCCUAAUGUAAUAAGCAGCCCCAUUAAGAAUGUAUCUUAUAGUCAUACAUUUGCAAAAGGCACAAACUUAAAUAAAGCAUUGAAUAAGGUUAACAAUGGUGCUAACUUAAAUGCUAUGGUUGCAGCAUCAUCAGGCAGCACUCAGUGCCAUAUUUUGUCCCGUGUAGUUUCUGGACCUAACAAAAUGUCAGUACAUUCUGGGAAGAAAUCUGUUAACACAUUCAAAGGAUCUAAGAAUUCUAGCCAAGUGUCUGGACAGAAAAAUCAAUCAAGAGCAAUAAAGAUAAUACAGCAAACUGGUUCUACCCAAAAAUCGGAUACUAAGCCUUGUGCUUCUACAAAUACUACUUAUAAAAACCAGACACAACCUACUUACAGUACUUUAGAUACCAAUAGUUCUAAAGUUAUACAAAAAAUUGGAAGUCCCACUCAUAAGCCAAGUAUACAACAUCAGAUGAAAUUUCCUCAAAAAGGUGAACGCUUAGUGCUCCAAUCCCCAUGUGGCCCAGUGUUGAUUUCUACUGCUCCAAUAAGUACAAGCCUGCCUAAAGGGCCACAUUAUGUUCAAUCAGGAUCUACUCCGAAUUUACGAUAUGUUCAAACUUAUGCCACAUCAGACAAUCAGCUCUCUACAGUUUCGCAAGUAUCAGCUAACCAGCAAUUGACGGCACAAAUAUUGCAGUCUUUGUCACAACCAAAAUUAAUGUUACAUCCCAACCCAGCUCCUAUAGUAGCAAAUGUAACUACCCCAAUUCAUAUAGAAGAGAUUAUUGCAGUUAAACCGAACAACCAAAAGAGGAUUGUUUUUGGCGACAAGACGACGCUACAGACAGCAGAUGAUAUAAUUGGAAUGGAAGAGAGACCUAAUCUGACUGAGGAAUUCCGCCGUUACUCUUUUCAAGCGCUGGCUUUUGUGAUGCUCGACCAUACAUAUGCAUUACCAGCACAGAAACAACCCUCACCUUCGCCUCCUGCUAUUACAACGGUGGUAUCGACAUUAUCCCCGACGUCUAAUGUCUCGCCUACUCCAGCUACACCAGUUAGCCCAUUGAAAAGGAGUUCUCCAGUUAUUAUGUCCACAGCAUCAUAUGACCUACCAAUUACUGUACCAACCAGCAGUGUGGUCGGCCCCCCGAUUCCUAUCACUUCCAUUCCGAUGGCAGCUUUAACUUACAAACCACAACCCUUGCCAAUACCACCGCCAGAUGAUGAUGCGGCUUCGGUAAUAUCGUCCUUAGACGGAGACCGUGCACAGGCUAACAGAGGCGGCAGCGACACAGAGACUGCGCCCGAAGGUGAAGAAGAAGGCAAAACUAGAUGCAUUUGCGAUUACACUCAUGACGACGGCUAUAUGAUAUGCUGCGAUCGAUGUGGGGAAUGGCAACAUGUCGACUGCAUGGGCAUUGAUAGGAACAACAUACCAGAUACUUACAUGUGCGAACUCUGCUUACCGCGGCCUAUUGAUAGGCGCCACGCCAGAGCGAUUCAAAUGCGAAAGCGGGAGGAACUGAAUGCCUUGGGGGCGGCGUCAGACUCAGAUUCUUCUGAAACCGGCCGGCCGCCAGGACAAAAAAGAAAACGUUUGUUGACUGUUACCACAUACACCAAUACAAGUGGUUCCUUCGUGACCACUUACAAUUCAAGCUCCGUGCCGGUGCUCCCGCCUCUGACGCAACCCCCGCUGCAACCUUUGCCUCCUAAAAGAGGUCCUAAGCGACCUAAGAAAACGGAAGUUGUGCGGAAAGGACCUAAGAGAAAGUUAACAGAAAAGAGAGUAAAACGAAAGAAAGAAAUUAUGAUGAAUAGAAGCAAAUACAACAUGAAUGUAUCUAAUCAGUCACACUGGCAAGAAUCUUAUGAACUAGCUGUGACAAAUCAUUACAGUCCAGAGCUGCGAGCUAAGAUUAUGAAAUACAGCAGUAAACUUGGUAAUUCACCGAAUAUGGCGUCAGCUAUUACUGCGCAUUUAUGUACAACAGUGCCUCACGCUGGUGGCAAAAUUUUGAUUGCAAUAAAAGAAUUGAAAGAAAACACACCUAUCAUAGAACUAAGGGGCAAGUAUAUGUUGUCUAAUCAGCAUAGACCGCAGUUACAGAACUCUGCGCGGGCCGGCAGUCAGAAGCCGGGUCCUUUCGUAUUUUUCUAUAGAUUACCGAAAGACAACACGCAAAUCUGUAUCGACACAAGAACAUAUGGUAACGAAGCUAGGUUCGUACGGAGAUCAUGUAAACCUAAUGCUGAACUGCAACACUGUAUCGUUAAAGGCACUCUACAUGUUUAUUUAGUGACAAUUGGAGUAAUUCAAUCUGACACUGAAAUAACUGUUGGUCAUGACUCUGAUGGUAGCAAGCAGCCUUGUGCUUGUGGAAAUCCAAAGCAUUGUAAAGUGAAUGGAUUGAAUUAUGACACCAAAAUGUCUAGGAAGAGUGUGGAUUAUCCUCCAAGGGAGAAGAGAAGUAGAAAUAGAUGUUUCAGUAGUUCCUCUCCAAUGUCUCCACCUCCCGAGCCGCCACUUACUCCUGUCAAAGAAUAUCCUUCGAGUCUGCCUAUCAAAGCUGAGAAGAAAUCACCCAUCAAACAGGAGUUCUCUCCAAUGUCUCCUAUCAAAAAAACCAUACCUUACAAUUAUGACAGAAUACUCUUACCAGAAAUUAAAUCUGAGAUAGAUUUGCUCUCUAAAGAAGAGUUAAAGCCUGAGAUAGAUGAGCCAGAAUUUGUAAAAACAGAAACAGUUGAAGAGAGAAAGGUUGUAAAAGAGGAAGAAGCUGAUAAACCGAUAAAAGAAGAAACUGUGGCAAUAGAACCAGUGGUUGAGGAAUCUAAGGCUAUUGUUGAGCACAGUGACCCUGUUUUGAGAACUGACGAAGUUCUUUCGGAUGAGGAGAAGCCAGAGAAAGUGGACAAAAUUGAAGAAAAUGUUAUUAAAGAAGAGCCUAAAGAGGAACCUAAACUGGAAUGUAAGAUUGAAGACGAGAGACCUGCGACGCGCGAAUUUACUGCCAAGUCUGCGUGCCACGACAGAUCUUCACGGUCAAGUAGGACAACAUGUGUAAACCAGGACUCUUUGGACGACAAAACGGAUGAUUCGCAAGACAAAAUACAGACUCCGUCUGCUAAAGAGAAAGAGAAGAGGAAAAUGACACGUGAAGAGCGUAAAAUGGAAGCUAUUAUGAAAGCGUUCGAAAGGAUGGAAAAAGCGGAACAGCGGAAACAGGAAGUGAAGGAACGACAGAAAAGGAGGGAGUCUGACCCGCAUCCCAACGCGCCCGAGAAGGAAGAAGAGGAAGAACCACAUAACUCUGUUAAGAAGAGGAGAAAACGCAAAGGCCGCGCCCGCACUACAUCUCAAUCGAACCUUAGUGGUCGUCGGCGACUUAAUUCCGCUGACAGCGACAUGCAUACAUCAGGCGACGAGGCGCCUCGCACCCCGCCGCGGACCCGCCCUCUCAGGAGACACAGCGCGUUACAACCGGCCACUCCGCAAACGACCGCCGCCGCUACAACUACGCCUGUUGAUCAAAUACCGCAGCCCCCGCAAGAGGAUCUCGGUUUGAGCUCAGCAUGUCUAUUAGUAGAAGCAGCUGUCGGUUCAGUAGAAUCUACAUUCAAACUACCAAAAACCAAAAAGACAAUGGCCACAGAAUGGAUAGGGCGUUCCCCCGAAAGAACGCCGUCUCCUUACCGUUCCCCCUACAGACCUUCAUUAGUAUCAGCUCCUUCAUUAGAAAGCUUAGUCCAAGUAGCAUCUACUAUUAUUGGUGAUCUCAGUGGUGGGCAAGAUAUUGAUGAGGAAAAUGCUCAUUCAUCACCACCAAGAACUCCAGGAAGAGACAGAAAUAAACCGCCCAAGAAAGCUAAGAGAAUAACGAGAAGUACACCUCCCACCGAAGUGGCAGAGGUUGUCCCUACAGUGGUACCCCAACAUAGUGCUAAGAAGAGAUGGCUCAGACAAGCCAUCAGUGAAGAAAGUGACUCUCCUUCGGCUGAUGUGUUUGUUUCAGAAUCGCCGCCGAAUGAAAUGAUAACACCUUUAAAGAAGAGGAGGUUAGCCAGAGAGUCGUUAUCGUGUGAACCAAACAAUAUUGUGCCUUGCAACGACGAAGCUUCACCUGUGCUUACGUCCGAGGAGUCUCCUGUAAAAGACGAUUCACGCGCUGCAAUGCAGUAUAAAGUUAGAAAUAUUAUGGACAGUAUAUACGGGAGAGACCGGACGAGGUCUGAUAGCGGACAAGGGUCGGACGACCAGUGCAAUAUGGACAAUGAUCUUAAUGUUAAUAUAGUUCCACAUGACAGUGAAAAUAUUAGGCGGAUAAUAGGCGUACCUCCUAGUGCAGACUACAAGAUAUCACCACCAGUAAUAACUAAACCUGAAGAUAUUAAAACAAACAAUAAUAAUGUCGAUAUCGAAGAUACUAAUUACAAUAAAGUAGUACCUAUGGAAAUCGACACUACGAUCUCAUCACAACCAAAACUGGAGUCUAACGAAAACAGUAAUAGUGAAGUAAAAGGCAUAGAAAGCCCGAAUGACAAGAUGAAUAGUUGUCAGUCUGCAGACACUAGUGGGAACUCCUCACCGCAGCGUGACGAAAUGGACGAUAUACAAAAGAAAAUACAUUCAUUCCACACGGAAAACAUCCUCAUUCUCAAAAGCAGAAAUAAGAAGCCCAAAGAAAAACGGAAGAAGGUGAAUUUGAACUUCGAUCUCAACAUGGUGGAUGACCAAAUCAGUAUUCAAUUGAGGACAGAGGAUGAGAACAACAGUUCGAAAUCGCCGGAGAUCAACGGAGAUAUUCACGACGAUAUGAGCAAUUGUAUGCAUGAGAAGAUUCACGUGUCGCCGGAGAAUAUUCCUCUGCCGUCGGUGGAGUCUAUACCUUUACCGGCGCCGGAGAAUAUUCCUCUGCCAGAGGAACCGAGCCCGAUGCUUCUGAUUCCGCCUCCGGAAGCGAUACCACUCCCAGAAGCGAUACCGCUUCCCGAGGAGCCCAUGAAGCCGGUGAAGACGAUUCGUUCGUUAUCUCCGGUCGAGAGCCGAUCAGAGGACAAAAAUUACGACGCGGACCGGCCGUCGGUGCUUGACAAGGCGACUUUACCGUUCUCAUCGCGCUUCGGUUCGGGUCUGUUCUCUGGCAUCUUCGGGAAUAUGACGCAGACAUUCAAUUUCGAAGAUCAAAGCGUGCCGAACAUGUCGAUUAUAAAGAGCGCAAUAGAUAAGACGACGAAUCUGGACAGUAGUAUAUUCGACGGUAAGGACACCGCGCGGGACGAAUUUAAGAACGUGCACGAGAUCUUGAACCGUGUGAACAGUAUGGACUCCAAUAACAGUGUGAUAUUGUCGGGAGUGUUGCGGAACACGCGCGCCAGCAACGCGGCGCCCGCGGCCGCCAAGCCCGGCGCCGCCACCAGGGACCCGCGGCUGCAGCCUCCGCCGCAGGACAAACCCAAGCCGGUGCGGAGGAAGCUCUCUAUCAGCGAAUACCGCAAGCGUCUGAAAGGCGCGGUACACGACGAGACGACCACCGACUCCACGGACGGGGCGGAGCCCGAGCACGCCGCGGAGGGCGAGGCGGGGCCCGAGUGGUCUUCAGAGUCUUCCGGCGCGGCCUCGCUGUCUCCUCAGAGAUUAGACGCGGCCGCCGCUCAAGCGGCUGAUGAAUUGGAGCAGAGGCUGCAUAGGGAACUCACUGCUGGACAGGGUCUGAGAGGCGUGUUCGACGCCCAGCCGACGGCUUCGGAACGGCAACGCGAAAACCUGAGUUCGCGUCUCCGGCGAGAGUUCGGUCUCGCGUUGCCCGACGACGAAGAGGCGCGCCCGCCCGCCGACCACUCCGGUACGGUAUGGGGGCAAAGUCUACGCGGGGGCUUUACUUGAAACAAGUGGCGGCGAGCGCGAGCAAGCGCACGGACAGGUAGGAGCCGCGCAAAUCAUAUUUUUGUAUAAACAAUCUCAAGCCGACGCCGCGGCCCGGCGCUGUAUUAUAAUAUAACAUAAUUAUUAAUGUAACUUUUUUAUGGACUCGUGUUAGAGACAUUUGUAUAUUUCCGUUCAUUCUUCUGUUUUUAUUUUUCACGGUUUUCUGCAAGUACAAAUUGUUUUUAUUUCCCCUUGUACAUAUUGUAUAUAGAAGAUUAAGAUAGCGGUAGGCGACCUACUCGGUAUGUAUGUAUAAUGGUAACAAAAAAGAUUUUUUAUAUAUGUACAAUGUUUAUGUAUCUUAUUGAUAUAUUUAUUUAUUACGGAUCUAUCUAAAGAGCGCCUAGAAAGCGCUGAAUAGGACUUUUGUACGCAUAAUGUUUAAGUAAAUUAUAGUUGUUUUUAUUAUUUGUUUUACCCUUUUUUAGCGUAUAUAGGUGUCUGGGGGUGACCCCAGGGCGUAGGUCUGUUAGUGUUAGUCGUUUUUCAUGUGUAGACAUGUUUCAAUUCGGGAGCGCGUUAGCCAUGUUAGAGGAUAAAUCUGUGUUAUAAUUUAAGAGAAGGCAUGUCCCAUGUCCGCCUUUAGAUCGAGGGAUGAGCAGUCCUGAUGAUGUAGAAAUUCGUCUCCAUCACAAAGCUCGGCAGCUGGUUAGGUGCGAUCCGACCGAUAGCGGUUUUCACUGUAUAUUGAUAACACCGGCUUCGGCCUUCUGCCCAUAAAGUCUGGACUGUGUCAUAUUUGUCGAAUAUUUGGUAAUGAGCUAGUUUUAAAAAAAUCCGCGUCCCCCCUAUUCACCUUCAGACGUGUUUCCAAUAUGCUUUGUAUUAUUAAUUGUGUCUAAUUAAUUUAAUACAUCUUGAGAAUAUUUACGUUGUGAUUAUCGCUGAAAAUAUUUAAUUAAUAAAAUCGAUAUAAUUAUUUACUCGGAACUGCAUUUCCUUUAAAGGUCAUAUUUCCGUUGAUAACUAAUUUGAAUUGAAAAAUAUUAUUUUAUAAAUUUACCUAAUAGUAAUACGAAGCAUAUUGACGGAAACGUACCCGUCUCGGUGACAACGAAUCGAUGUUGUGAACCCCGGGCCCAAACCCAGUGACAAAUAGAGAGACUUGCAAAAUAUUCUGUUUGUUAUUAAAAAUUAAGUGUGGACACCUGGGUCCGCCGGUGUGAGAAGCGGACAGCGCGCGGGGCCUUAUUAAUGUUUAAUCGUCCAAAUGAAAUGUCGAAAUGUUCUUAUUUUUUACACCUCGAGAUCGUUUUUCCUUUUAGCUGCACGCUUUCCACAUCGACGCGGAAGCCGUCGGAGAAUAGAAUUAACCUUUCUCAUUAAUUAGUAUUCAAAUUAUAGCUAUCUGGUUUUGUAGCCUAAGAAAUGAUAGAUUCAAAUUACUAUCCUGUCAAUUUUUUUUAAAUGUUAGUUAUUCGUCAGUGAAAAUGUAAUGGAAUGCAAUUUCACUAAAAAUUUUUUAUCGGACGCACGGACGAGUAGUGAUACAUCUAAAAAAAUUCCAUAACAUUUUCACUAUUUAAUAACUGAUUAUAGAUUUAAGUAACAUUUCAUUGAAUGGAUAUAGAAAAGAUUUAAGUUUGUCACAUAGUUACUAGAUAACUUGUAAAAAAGAACCGCCUCCGAUGGAUAUCCUUCUUUUUUAAAGUCGGUAAAAUUUCUAAAACUUUCUUCUAAAAGGGUAACAAACACUCCUAAAAAUCGCAUCAAAAUUAGUUCAGCGAAACGCCAGAAAAUCGCGUACACACAUACGUUCAAAUCAAAAUAAGAACCACCUUUUAUUUUGGAGGCGGUUAAAAAUAUCACAAAUAUGUCGCAUGUCAUGUUUAAAUCCCUCAAUCGGUCUCACUAGAGUGAGUCUAAAUCUUACUCUGGGAUACUAAUCCCACGCAAUCGAAAAACAAAAUCGCUUUGAAAUACAUUUCGAAACUCAAUUAUUUUUCGAUUAUCAUUUAUGCAUUCUCGUCUGUUUACAAACGGUGAUAAUCGAUCGAUUAUGAACCACCGGGAAUGCAAAAGAAUUAAAAAUGAAUGUUGAGAUAUAUUUUUUGAAUGUAAAUUAUUUUCGAUUGCGUUGGUAUCGGUACCUCGUUUCAUAUGGUUCUGGUACGAAGAGAUUCGUUUCAUUAUCGUUUUUAUUGUUAAAAUUUUUAUACGAGUGAAGACUAGGUUGCAGACGACAAAUUCUUCAUACAGUUUCUAGUCUACCAUUUCUAAGGUUGCAAUUUAUAGAGAAAUUUUGGCAGUGUAUAUUAGAUGUUGUAGUAAAACUACAUGGAAUGUAAUAUGAACCCAGUGUUAGCUUUAUAGUUGCUCAACGUUCCGUUUCUCCGGAACACUAAAUUACUGACAAGCUUUUCGCGGUUUGGGGAAGAAAUAGUAUUAACGAAUUCAAAUAUGUAUUUAAUUGUAUUUUGAUUUUAAAUCACGGAAUGAAAUGUGUCCUGGUAGAAAUUGUACUAUGUUAUGUUGACAGAUUUUUUUUAAGAAAACAUGCGGGGCCCAUCCAUUAAUUACGUUACACGAAUUUCAUCGGGUUCUUUUCGGACUCGUACCAUCGUACCAUCGUUUUAUAAUUUCUUUAUUGUUAUUUAUUUUGAAAGGUAAUAUAUAAGUUACUAUUCUGGGAAUAUUUAAAGCGUCUACCUGUAACCGUUAUUAAUAUUGAGCGGAAAAUACAUUAUAAAAAAAAAUAUUUUUAGGAUUUGUGGUUAUAGCGACAAUGGAAAUACAUAAUUUCAGCUUUCUAGCUAUCAUAGUUUAUGAGAUACAGCCUGGUGAAAGACAAACGAGCAGGGAGGGAGGGUAAUAUUUUAGUUUAUUUUUUUAUCGUUUUUUAGUGUUUAUUUCUUCUCACAUAUAGAAUGGUUUUGAGGUUUCCGUAAAGUAAUAGUUUGAAUUUCGUGUAUUCACUCUUACAAAAUUACUAUUAAAAUUAAAUUAUUUUUUGAAAUGUGAUGACAUGAAAUUUAUGACUCCUACAGGGGUAUUACACUUGUCAACCCCCCCUCCCUCUUAACGUAUGACGUAAGUUAUGGAUGGCUGCUUAGAAAUGUGGGUUAUUCUUUUUUUUUAUUUAACAAAACUAGAAGACAAAUAAAAUAACUGCAUCGGCUAUAUUAUCAAAUCGAUUUGUAAAAUUGUUGAGUCAUAUCAAGAAUUAUUUUCAGGCGUAUAAUAAUGAUUUUUGCAACUGAUAAUUCUGUACACGCUGUGUACAUAAUGGAUUUGGAAUAAUGUGAGAAAAGGUUAAAAGUUGGUUAAUGCUUCCACUUUGCGCGUGAAAAGUAUCAAUAGAAAAGGCAUAAUUUAAUUUAUACUGAAAAAAUAAUAUAGUAAACAUGUUGCAAUAAUUCGCCUAAAGGCAACACUAGUUCAUAGAAAUAUAUAAACUCGAGAUAUUUUAUUAGCAUUUUAUUUUAACUCUGGAUUUUAUUAUUUUUUAUACGUAUUGUAAAGGUAUUGCCGAUUUAUGGUUUCUGUUUGAAUAUAUAAAUUACUGGUGCGAAACCCCAGCCAGUGCGGAGUGAUAAUGUCGGUGGUUCUCUAAUAUGAAAUGUAAAUAUUUCGUUUUGGUUGUUAACUAGAAUUGUGAAUCGCUUUUUGUCUUCGUGUUAAAGUGCAUUUAGCUGUGAACAUUCCCACUACAUGGUCCCGUCGAUGUUUACAUCGUAUCACGCAGAGGAAUAGUACAUUUCAUCAGUUUUCUAUCGUAGUCGUUAAUGUACCAAUUGGCAGUUCACAGCCCAAUGCUCUCCAAUCAGUACAUGUUCUGUAGAAAUUAGAGAAAUCUUUGUGAUAAAAAUCUUGAUAAUAUCAUCCAGUAGAGAGCGAUAUUUGUGUAUAUAUUAUAAUAAUUAUUGGAUAAGCAAAAGCUAUAUUUUGUUAUGGUGAACUAAAGCGCACUGUGUAACUCUCGUUUGCCAUAUGAACUUAGUUCCCCUACUGUUUCUUUGUGAUUGCACCCACCUCUGCCCUUCUUCAUAUUCGAUAAUUACGUGUAAGGCAUUCGACGUAACAAUGGAAUAUUUUGCAAUAUUAAUAUAAUUUUAUUGCUAAGUGGUUCAUAAAUUACUAGAACUGUAUAUUAUUCAGAUGUUAAAUAUUAUUAUUUCUUUCUUAAUGUUUGAAACUAAGCAUGUAAAAUUUAAAAUAAUAAUAUAGAAUAAAAGAUGUUAUGAUAAUUAAUUACAUAAAAUCUUCGUUUGAA